Molecule: messenger RNA, 327 nt
Organism: Protopolystoma xenopodis
Lineage: Eukaryota; Metazoa; Platyhelminthes; Monogenea; Polystomatidea; Polystomatidae
Source: the annotation of a GenBank genome assembly
CUUGGCGCCGAUGUUUCCUAUCAUGCAGCUGAUAAAGAACCCCUCUAUGGAGGUGAUGAAUUUCCUCUUCUUCCGGUGGACACCAUUCCUCCAACAGAUAUAAUGCUAGCAGAAAUCGGCAAAGAUGUGACUAAGAAAACUUUACUUAUCUAUGGUCACGUCGAUGUUUGCUCUACAGAUGACGGCGAAUCUUGGAACUCAGAUCCUUUUACGAUGAGCAUACGAGAUGGUGAUCUAGUUGGCAGGGGUACAAUUGAUGCCAAGGGCCCAAUACUUGGUUGGUACAACGUCGUAGAGACGCUCUGUGUACGUAAUUAUUUUUUAUGA